GCUUUCUCUCACUGCUUUCUGAUGCUGACACGCUCUGUGCCCAGCUGCCUCUGUCUCCCACCGCCAGGCCUACCUCUCUGCUGGUGGGAUGCAUUCUUAUGAACCAUGAGCCAGAACACCCGCCCCCUUUCCUAACUUUCAUGCUUUGUUUUGUUGUUGCGACAAGAACGUAGCCCUGAAAUUGCAAGGAAAGGCGCUCUCCUGUGUUCCAACCUGGUCACGUGGCCUGCAGGCCUUAGGUGUGCAGGAGGGAUGGAUGAGUUUGCAGCCACCAGCUAUGAAAGCCCUCAGAUGCGCAGUACCCAGUGGGCACACUUGGUUGGAGUUUGAAACAUGAGAAAGCUGAGAGAAAUGCAGAUGGUGGAAGCCUGCCUCUGGAGCUUCCAGGAGGAAGCAAGGGCCCUCCUGGGAACAGGGCUGGAGAGCAUCCAUGGUCCGUCCUGGUAGUUCCUAGGCAUUCUGCUCAUACCAUGAAGGUCGAGUGAGGACAAGUUAAAAAGGAAUUUGUUUUGGUGUUUUGGCGAAAUUGUUUGGAAAUUUGGAGACAGCAUGACAUCUAGGCUGCCUCGUGGUUACCGCUCCGCUCACUGAUCUUAGACACACAGUGGCGGAAAGACGCGAAGCAGAGGUUCACAGCCUGGACCACAGGGUCACAAGCAGCUACGUUUGUGAAAGGGAUGAGAAGAAGCUCUGUUCUUUUUCACUCGGAUGGGCAACGAGGAAGAUGUCCUGCAGACCAUUUAUCCAUCCAAGGCUCCGCUUGGAAGAAAUGCAGAUUCAGUUGGGAGGAGAGAGCCCCUGCUGCUUAAGACAACCACUUGUGGAACUGUUUUCCCAAGUUUGGUUGCCCAGGGGCACAGUGACCACCACAGCUGUGGAUGGAAGGAGCCGGACUACUUGGACUCGCAGUAGAAUUAGAACUGUCCUUUUGGAUUUCCAGGCAUCCAAAGUGUAAGAAGAACAGGCUGCCAACUCCAAUGCCAAGGCUUUAGGAAGCUGCUGAGAUCAGACAAGUCAGGUGUAUCUCCUGGCGAGCCUGUGCCCUGCCCUUUGCACUGAUGUCCGGGGCCAUUCCCCAGCCCCCUUCGAUGAAGGGAGCUAUAGGAGACUGGAUGCCAGCAUUUCACGAUUCUCUGCUUCCUGACUGCAAACACAAUGUGCCUAACCACCUCACACUCUUGCCAACAUGUUGGUUGGACUGCCGUGCAAAGUUUCUCUGAAGGCAGGCCUGUCUGUAGUCUGUAUUUGAACAAUAUGGAGGCUGAUCUGUCUGGCUUUAACAUUGACGCUCCCCGCUGGGACCAGUGCUCUUUCCUCGGACGUGUGAAGCACUUUUUCAAUAUCACGGAUCCUCGCACUGUCUUUGCAUCUGAGCAGGAGCUGGACUGGGCCAAGGUGGUGGUGGAGAGGAGCAGGAUGGGACUUGUGCCGCCUGGCACUCAGGUGGAGCAGCUGCUGUAUGCUAAGAAGCUUUAUGACUCCGCCUUCCACCCUGACACUGGGGAGAAGAUGAAUGUCAUCGGGCGGAUGUCCUUUCAGGUCCCUGGUGGCAUGAUCAUCACUGGCUUCAUGCUCCAGUUCUACAGGACAAUGCCUGCGGUAAUCUUCUGGCAGUGGGUGAACCAGUCCUUUAAUGCCUUGGUCAACUACACCAACAGGAAUGCAGCUUCCCCAACGUCAGUCAGGCAGAUGGCCCUCUCCUACUUCACAGCUACUACCACUGCCGUGGCCACUGCAGUGGGGAUGAACAUGUGGACAAAGAGAGCUCCACCCUUGGUGGGCCGAUGGGUGCCUUUUGCUGCUGUGGCUGCCGCUAACUGUGUCAAUAUCCCAAUGAUGCGACAGCAGGAACUCAUCCAGGGCAUCUGUGUGAAGGACAGGAACCAAAAUGAGCUUGGCCAUUCUCAGAGAGCUGCGGCUGUGGGCAUCACACAAGUGGUUAUUUCUCGGAUCACCAUGGCAGCCCCUGGCAUGAUCCUGUUGCCAGUCAUCAUGGAGAGGCUGGAGAGACUACCCCUGAUGAAGAAGGUGAAAGUGCUGCACGCUCCGCUGCAGGUCUUGCUGUGUGGUUGCUUCCUCCUCUUCAUGGUGCCAGUGGCCUGUGGACUCUUCCCUCAGGAAUGCGAAUUACCAGUUUCCUAUCUAGAGCCCGAGCUACGGGACACCAUCAAGGCCAAGUAUGGAGAACAGGUCCUCUUCGUCUACUUUAAUAAGGGUCUCUGAGUGCUCCGUGCCUACAGGGACCGUUGCGUACGCCGUGUGGACCACCUUUCCCUGGCAGCUGUGCAUACCUGUGUCUACAUUCCUCUUUGCA
Messenger RNA from Mastomys coucha (southern multimammate mouse), 2314 nucleotides. It is a transcript of the gene Sfxn2, whose product is annotated as sideroflexin 2. Gene Ontology annotation, molecular function: monoatomic ion transmembrane transporter activity. NCBI's taxonomy places the organism in Eukaryota, Metazoa, Chordata, Mammalia, Rodentia, Muridae. The record is from RefSeq and is a predicted model, not a curated record. Gene Ontology annotation, cellular component: mitochondrial inner membrane. The transcript is spliced from 12 exons. Gene Ontology annotation, biological process: serine import into mitochondrion; monoatomic ion transport. Bases 1156 to 2223 code for a protein of 355 amino acids.